CACUCUCCAUUCACUAUCCUGUCCCGGGGAAUCCACGGCUAUGUGUGGCAGGCUGGGGUGUCCCGCGUUCCUCCACUCCUCACGACCAUGAACCUCCCGGGCUAUCACUCAGAUAACCCCCACGCCACGGUCCUGCACCCUGCCGGCUACACGCAGGAUCUGCCGGGUCAGGACGGCCCGUCAACAUCAGUGGAGCUGAAGGCAGACCCAGACGUUCGUCCAGAGCAGGAGGAGGCCUGUCCGGUGUGUGGAGAUCGAGUGUCAGGAUAUCAUUAUGGGUUGCUGACCUGUGAGAGCUGCAAGGGCUUCUUUAAACGCUCUGUUCAGAAUAAUAAGCGCUACACCUGUGCUGAGAGACAGAGCUGCCCUAUGGAUCCGGCACAGAGGAAGAGGUGCCCCUACUGCCGCUUUCAAAAGUGCCUGGCUGUGGGCAUGAAGAGAGAAGCUGUGCGGGCGGACCGAAUGCGAGGGGGACGCAACAAAUUCGGACCCCUGUAUCGUCGGGACAGGCAGCUGAAGCAGCAGCGAGGGGUCUUCCACCAGGUCAGUGCUGCCCACUACAGAGUAAAGCUAGAAGGAUCACAAGAGCCUUUACCAACUGGAUCACAUGACUUUCACCUGCUACCCGGCACUUACCCAGCCGCCCUCGACCCCUUCAACCAGUCCCAGCCCGGAGUCGUCCCCCCCGAGCUCCCGGUGGUGCUGGACUGCAGCCUGGCCAGAGACAGAGCCCUGGCCGCUCCAGGCCUCCCCUACAGCGGACUCUACCACCCCGGCUUCCACGGUUUCCCUCACGAGAAAAGAGAAAUGGCUUUCAGCUACAGUCCUGUCUCCGUAUCGCCCCCAAUCCCGAGCGGAUCACACCCCCACACCUCACCUGUCCUCUCAACACCUUCCACACACACGCCAACAACACCCACGCAUAUUCCCACUCCCACGCUGACCUCUGACCCCUCGGUGACCCGCGCAUGCUUCCUGAGCGAGCUGCUGCAGGGCGAGCCGGACGAGUCGCAGGUCAGCGCGCGGGUGGUGGCCAGUCUGCGGAGGGAGCAGGCCAGCCGCGGGAAACACGACUGCCUCAACACCUUCAGCAUCAUGUGCAAGAUGGCCGACCAGACGCUCUUCGGGCUGGUGGAGUGGGCCCGCAACUGCGCCCUGUUUAAAGAGCUUAAGGUGGAGGAUCAGAUGGUGUUGCUGCAGAGCUGCUGGAGUGAGCUGCUGGUCCUGGAUCACCUGUACAGACAGGUGGCUUAUGGGAAAGACGGCAGCGUCUACCUGGUUACUGGACAACAGAUUGAGGUGUCAACUGUGCUUUCCCAGGCUGGACCGACACUUAGCAGUCUGGUCUCCAGAGCACAAGAUCUGGUGUCGAAGCUCAGAGCUCUUCAGCUGGACCGGCAGGAGUUUGUUUGCCUCAAGUACCUCGUUCUCUUCAACCCAGAUGUGAAGUCAGUGCAGGACCGGCAGCAGGUGGAGCGCACGCAGGAACGUGUGAACAGAGCACUUAUGGGACAUACUCUCCAGAGUUACCCCGGUCAGUCGGACAAGUUCGGCCAGCUGCUGCUCCGGCUGCCCGAAGUGCGCAGCAUCAGCCUGCAGGUGGAGGAGUACCUGUAUCAGCGCCACCUGCUGGGAGACCUGCCCUGCAACUCGCUGCUCACAGAAAUGCUGCACGCCAAACACACCUGACAAUUUUUUUUUUCUUAUUUUCUUCCAAUUUAUCUGAGCCAAUUGUCCCACCCUUUCAGCUGCUACUCCGCUGUAUAUCCCCCAUUAGAGGUGAUAGGUACAACGACACAAGGAAGGUGAAGACUACUAGUACAUGCCUCCUCCCAUACAUGUGAACUCACUACUGUCUCUUUUUGAACUGCUGCUGCUGAUGCAGCUUUUCCGAGUAGCAUCACAGUAGCGUUCUCGGAGGAAUACACAGCGACUCGUGCUGAUCAACAUCACCCUAGAAGUGAUGAGGGGAAAGAGCACAAUCUACACUACCCACCCAAAGAGAGCAAGGAAAAUUGUGCUCUCUCAGGGCUCCGGCAGCGGAUGGCAAGCUGCAUGACUGAUAUUCAAAACCAGCGCUCUCUCAGUCAUAGUGGGAUCGCUUUAGACUGUUAAACAUGACAUUUACAGGCAUUUCGUAACCUGGUCGAACAUUUUGUCUUAUCACUGUUUAAAGGGAAAUUCCUCUACGUCUGUAAAAUGACUGCAUAGCAAAAUUAUAUAAAUUAAAAGGUGCCAUUGAAUAA
Molecule: messenger RNA, 2246 nt
Organism: Astyanax mexicanus (Mexican tetra)
Lineage: Eukaryota; Metazoa; Chordata; Actinopteri; Characiformes; Acestrorhamphidae
Gene: nr5a5
Product: nuclear receptor subfamily 5, group A, member 5
Exons: 7
Coding region: 88-1689 (533 amino acids)
Biological process (GO): regulation of transcription by RNA polymerase II; tissue development; hormone-mediated signaling pathway
Cellular component (GO): RNA polymerase II transcription regulator complex
Molecular function (GO): nuclear receptor activity; zinc ion binding; RNA polymerase II cis-regulatory region sequence-specific DNA binding
Source: RefSeq, a predicted model, not a curated record